AUGGCAUCGAAUUCUAUUCAACAAUAGAAGGAAUUGAAAAUUUUCAAUAAUUAGUUUGUUGUCCUAAAGAAAUUAAGUUCUGGAUCAUUCGGAGUUGUAUUUUAAGGAGAAGACAAAAAAACAGGUGAAUAAAUUGCAUUGAAGAUUGAGAAAGAAGAGAGCGACGAAGCUAAGUCUUUAGAUAGAGAAUCAUAAAUUUUAUAGCGGUUGUAAGGUAUAAAAGGAAUUCCAAAAUUGCAUUGGUCUGGUUCAGAAGGACCUUAUAAUAUUAUGGUCAUUUAAUUGUUGGGAAGAGAUUUGGCUUAUUACGCAAAGCAUCUAAAACGAUUUCAAUUGAAAACACUGAUAAUGUUAGCUGAGUAGAUGAUAACAAUUUUGGAGCAAUGUCAUUUAAAAUCAAUUGUUCAUAGAGACAUGAAACCAGAGAAUGUACUCGUCGGGCGUGAUCAUAAUGAAAUAUUUUUAGUUGAUUUUGGAAUUUCAAAGGUUUUUAAGGAUGCUAAUGGAAAUCAUGUACCCUUCAGGGAUGGAAAACCCUUUAUAGGAACAACGCGAUAUGCUUCGAUUGGUGCUCAUAAGGGUUUUGAAUUAGGAAGGGGAGAUGAUUUAGAAUCUUUGGGAUAUAUGCUGGUAUUUUUAUAUAAAGGUUCGUUACCUUGGUAAAAUUUAUAAAAUGUAAGUGAUAAAGAGAAAACUAAAGUAGUUGGAAAAAUGAAGAUGUAAAUCCUAAUUGAAGAGUUGUGUAAAGACAUGCCUAAUGAAUUUUCAAAGUACUUUGAAUAUGUUAAAAAAUUGCAAUUUAAAUAAACACCUGACUAUGAAUAUUUAAAAUAAUUGAUGCGGAAAUGCGCAAGUGAUAACAAAAUUGAAUUAGAUUAUAAAUAUGAAUGGGCAUUAUUGGAACGAAAGUCAUCUGAUUAAUCCCAACACAACUCAUAGAGAAAUAUUAAAAAGGAUUCAUCUCACAAUGAUCCAAAUAAAAAAUAAACCAAAAAUAAUAUCAGUACAUAAAGUAAGUUGAAACCAGAAAUUGAUAGUGAGAAAGUAUCAAAAUCGAAAAGUCCUGCUAAGAACACUAAAAGAUAAUCACUGAUUCCAGAAAUGCAAUCAUAAAAUUAAUCAUAAUCAAGUCAAUUUGACUUUCUUCGACCUCCCGAUCCUUAUGCUAAGGCUAGAGCCAUUAUAUAGAGAAGUCAGGAGAGACACAAAUCUGUAUCAUCAUUAGCACCAUCAUAAUAUAGCUAAGUGAAUACAGUCCAAUCUAGCAUUGCAGGAAACUAUUAAGCUAGUCACAUAGAUAUGUUUGCAACUGACAGUCAAUAAUAAUAAUAAUAAGAGACAACAGAGAAGAAGUAGGAUAUGAUUCAAGCAUAGAAUUUUGGUUUUUAACCUUUGGAGAGUAAUGAUACGAUUGCAAUGCUAAUAGGGGAGGAUGAAGAAGGUCCUUGUUUCCAAUACUAGGAACUGCUAGAAAAACAAGUUUAAGCGCAAUUUAAAGAAAUCCUAAGAAAUGGGAAUAAAAAUAGGCGAAACAGGUGA
This is a messenger RNA of Paramecium tetraurelia, 1539 nucleotides long. RefSeq lists its product as uncharacterized. Gene Ontology annotation, cellular component: nucleus; cytoplasm. NCBI's taxonomy places the organism in Eukaryota, Ciliophora, Oligohymenophorea, Peniculida, Parameciidae. Gene Ontology annotation, molecular function: protein serine/threonine kinase activity; ATP binding. The transcript is spliced from 6 exons. Gene Ontology annotation, biological process: endocytosis; peptidyl-serine phosphorylation; signal transduction. The record is from RefSeq and is a predicted model, not a curated record.